UACUACCCUGAAUCGACGCAAUUAGUUUGCUGAUAUACUUCUAAAAACCUUGUUAUAAUGUCUUCUAGGCUUAAUUUGAACAAAGAUUUACCCACAGAGCUUGAGGAGAAAAGUAAAUUCUUAUCUCAGAGAAUUCCAAGUUUCGGAGAAAACCACUUGCCCUUCGGAGAGCAUAGAAAUAAUCCAAAUAAGCUUUUCAAGAGUACUACUCAGACCACAUUAGCUCCACAGUAUCUACCGCCUUGCACUCCUUGCCUUACUGAAAGGAGGGAAGGAGAUACCUUCAAAAUACCUAAGCUGGAAAUCCUAAAUAUGAAUCCGACCAAAAAAUAUGUUAAUCCUGAGAAUGGAGGAAUCUUUCAUGAAUUUGAGAAGAAAUUUUAUUCCAAAUGGAUCAUCGAUCCUCAAAAGACCACUAUGUCAAUCAGAAAAGCAAAAAUUAAUCGCUACAAGGCAGAACAACUCAAGAAGAUGAAAAAUGAGAUUAAGAAUAUGUUCAAAUUCUUUAAAGAGGUCAAAAAGUCUGAUGAAGAUGACAGUCUCUCUGAUAGUCUCACCAGCAAAGAAUCUGAAACUGAUAACUUAAAUUCCGUAAAGAAAGAUCUGUAUAUCCAAAGAAGAUCAUCUAGCCAAGUCUUUACAAAGCCCAGAAGGAUGAGCUAUAUCAGAACCAAAAGCCCAGUGGUCUUUAAUAAUCCAACAAGUACUAAAGUUAUGAGAAAGAUUCAUGAAUCAAUUAAAGAAAGUGUUAGUCCUGCCUCCAAGAAAAAUUAUCUUGGGACUAUGAGAACACGAGAGUUUACUGACAAGUCCUCAAUGUUGCAAACAAGGUUUGCUACCUCAAAACUAGCUUCAAAGCAAACAUUUACAAGGGAAAACUCGAUUAUGAACAAGAAGAGUACACCAAAGUUCUCCUCCAAUAAUAGUCUGGCAUCGGCUUGUAAGAAAAUGUGGCCAAACAGCUGUAAGAAGGUUAUUCCAAUGAAGAGAAUCAUGAAGGCAAGACCUGAACCAAUGUAUACAGUCAAAAUCCAUACUCCUUCAACACGCAAAGACUCUCUAAAUAUUGAUUUUGACAAAAUAACAAGCUCUGGUCUGAAUGCUGAGGGUAGUGUAUCACCACUGAAGACACCUAGAAGUGAUGAACUUACUACAGUGACAUCCAGGCAGAACUACGACUUCGGCACUUACGCCUCCCUCAAACAGGACAAAGAUUCCAAACCAAAGAAAUUAAGAAAAGGCUACCUUAGUAAAAAGAGAAAUAUUCUCCAAGAUCAAAGAAAUUCCAUUUGCCAGCUUAUUCGGGCUUGUGAUAAAAAUGAGACCUCUGCGAAGAAGGAUGUCCAAGAUUUUGAGCAAAUCCAUCACGAAAUCAGUAAAAUGUUUACCAGGCUGAAACAGGUAAACCACCUUGUGGAGAGCGAAGAGGUUCAUGGUCAAGAAGUAUCUCACUCGGAUAGCCCUAACUUCCAAGAGGCUAAGCAGCAAUCAAACCGUAAGUUCUUCACUAAAGCAUGAGAAGAGAAACAGAUCUACAACCUCGAUUAUGACAAGAUUGACAAAGAACAAGAGGAAAUUAGGAAGCUUAUCAAUGCUAGCUCAAAAGAAGCAAUGCAAAGCAAUGAGAGCUCCAAAAUGAUCUCCAGAAGUAUAGUAUUCAGUCGCUACAACAAGAAAUGCAAAAGAGACAUAUAUUAGAUAUUUUAAAGUUUCAAUAAUUCAAUU
Moneuplotes crassus is the source of this 1725-nucleotide messenger RNA. The record is from the annotation of a GenBank genome assembly. NCBI's taxonomy places the organism in Eukaryota, Ciliophora, Spirotrichea, Euplotida, Euplotidae.